Molecule: messenger RNA, 669 nt
Organism: Phialemonium atrogriseum
Lineage: Eukaryota; Fungi; Ascomycota; Sordariomycetes; Cephalothecales; Cephalothecaceae
Exons: 1
Coding region: 1-669 (222 amino acids)
Source: RefSeq, a predicted model, not a curated record
AUGCCAAGCGAUCGAAGGCGCGGCAGACAGGCGGCUGUCAACUAUGCCGACGACUCGGACUACUCCGACUACUCCGACUACUCCGACUACACGGACGAUGAAUACUACAAGCCCCGCGAGCGAAGCCUCCGUGCCCGCUCCCGCUCGAAGCUAGGAUCCCUCGCCCACCGCCUGGAGCGAGGUCUCGGCCUGGACCGCUCCCGCUCCCGUUCCCGCUCCCGCCCAACCAGGCCCCGCGCCCGCGCCCGCUCCACCGACGACCGCCACCCGCCGCGGGGGCGAACGUCCUCACACUCGCACUACUACCACUCUGACGCCAGUCCGUCCCCCGCACCCCGCCGGCGGCACCACAGCAGCAGCACGGCGACGACGCGGGCGCGGUCGCGGUCCCGGUGGCGCGACGCCGCGCUGGCGGGCCUGGGCACGGCGGCGGUGGAGGCACGGCGCCUGCGCGGGCGGCCCGGGUCGUGGGCGGGCGGCAAGGGCGCGCGGGUGGCGACGGCGGCGCUGGGGGCCGCGGCCGUGGACGCGUUCAUGAUCGGCGACGGCGGGGAUCCGUCGCGGCACAGCAAGAUGCGCAAGGUCGAGUCCACGCUCGGGGGGUUGCUGUUCAAUCGGGUGGUCAAUGGGCCGAGGGAUGAGGUGGGGAGGAGGGGGUCGCGGCGUUGA